AUGAAACCAGAUGAGAAUACCAUGGAAUUCUCAGACCCUUACACCAUACACCACUCAGACCAUACUGGACUUAUCCUAGCUUCCAAACCACUUGAUGGGAACAAUUAUGGGCAAUGGAGCCGUGCCAUAAGCAUGGGUCUCAGCGCAAAGAACAAGAUUGGGUUCAUUGAUGGAACCAUUACAGCUCCAUCAUUCAAGGACGCAAAAUAUGCAGCCUGGAAAAGAUGCAACGAUAUGGUAACACUGUGGAUUGUGAACUCAGUUCACUCAGACAUUGCCAACAGCAUCAUGUACACUGAAUCUGCUGCUGCAGUUUGGAACGAUCUCAAGGACAGGUUUUCACAGAGCAGUGACUCGAGGAUCUACCAGAUUCGACAAGAAAUGGUCGAAAAUCGUCAAGGGCAGCUCUCGGUAUCUUCCUAUUACACCAAGAUGAAAGCCUUGUGGGACGAGUUAGCAUCCUGCCAUAAUCUUUCAGUUGCUUGUUGGAGCUGCAAGUUUCAUUUGUUGUAA
Molecule: messenger RNA, 513 nt
Organism: Prunus armeniaca (apricot)
Lineage: Eukaryota; Viridiplantae; Streptophyta; Magnoliopsida; Rosales; Rosaceae
Source: the annotation of a GenBank genome assembly